AUGAAGACCGUUUUCUUGUGCUUGGCCCUCGUUGGCUCUUCGGCUGCCUUCUUGUUCCCACAAGCCGGCGGCGGUGGCGGAUGUUGGUGAGUUUUGUUACCGUGUUUUGACAAGAUCGCUCAACAAGCGAGGAGCGAACAUUGAUAAAAGCCGAUCUUCUUUGAUUUUUUUUUGAUAAAGCCUUUGCCAGUUAGCAAGGCUUUUGUGGCAUGCGAUAGUACUGUAAAAAUAGUGAAGAGACAUUAACCAGGCAACGAGUUUUUCUGCCAAAAAUUUCAGUCCCCUUUCUUACCAAUUUAAUCCAAGCCCAGUUACGCACAAUCAAAGUGCUCCAACUUAACGCUCUCACAUUUCAGCGCACCCCCAGCCCCAUCUUGCGGAUGUGGAGCUCCUCCACCACCCCCACCAUCUUGCGGCUGUGCCCCACCACCUCCACCACCAUGCGGAGGAGGCUGCGGAGCCCCACCACCACCCCCACCACCAGCCCCAUGCGGUGGAGCCCCAAUCGGAGGAGGAUGCGGUGGCGGUGCUAGCUAUGCCGCUCCACCCCCAUCAUUCGCUGCCCCAGCCCCAUCAUACUCCGCUCCAGCCCCAUCAUACGCCGCCCCCGCCCCAUCGUACGCCGCUCCAUCCGGCCCAGUCGGCGGAGGAUACGCCGCCGGCCCACAGGUCGCUCCAGCCGGAGGAAACGCCUACGCCGGAAAGAAAUAA
Bursaphelenchus xylophilus (pine wood nematode) is the source of this 711-nucleotide messenger RNA. The record is from the annotation of a GenBank genome assembly. Lineage: Eukaryota; Metazoa; Nematoda; Chromadorea; Rhabditida; Aphelenchoididae.